This is a messenger RNA of Aspergillus tubingensis, 1302 nucleotides long. Its product is annotated as cyclin family protein. The record is from RefSeq and is a predicted model, not a curated record. Gene Ontology annotation, molecular function: protein kinase binding; cyclin-dependent protein serine/threonine kinase regulator activity. Gene Ontology annotation, biological process: regulation of cyclin-dependent protein serine/threonine kinase activity. Lineage: Eukaryota; Fungi; Ascomycota; Eurotiomycetes; Eurotiales; Aspergillaceae. Bases 1 to 1302 code for a protein of 433 amino acids. Gene Ontology annotation, cellular component: cyclin-dependent protein kinase holoenzyme complex; nucleus. The transcript has a single exon.
AUGGCUGUCCAUCCCUACUCUCCUUACACCAACUUUGCAUCCCCCACCACCAACACCACCACCGGCAUCAUGGAUUUCGAUCGGGCGGCGCUGCAUGAGUUCAUCAUGCAGCCCGUCUCGCGGGACAUGAUCUCUCAUCUGGCUCAACAAGCGAUGCAGGUCAUCCGCUGCGAACCGCAUGUGACAGCGCAUCACGCGCAUGGCCAGCCCACUCCCCCCAGCACGCCGCCCUUGGAUGCAGACCUGCCUCCUCUACCAUCUGUCACUACCUUUAUUACCUCGCUAGUGCUCCGCUCGCAGGUGCAGGUGCCGACGCUGAUGACCUCGCUGGUCUACCUGGCCCGGUUGCGGGCUCGCCUGCCCCCCGUCGCCAAGGGCAUGCGCUGCACAGUGCAUCGCAUCUUCCUGGCUUCCCUGAUUCUGGCAGCCAAGAACCUCAACGACUCCAGUCCAAAGAACAAGCACUGGGCCCGGUACACCUCCGUCCGCGGCUACGAGGGCUUUGGGUUCUCGCUGCCCGAAGUCAACCUGAUGGAGCGUCAGCUGCUCUUCCUGCUGGACUGGGACAUCCGUGUCGACGAGGCCGACCUCCUGCACCACCUGGAGCCGUUCCUCAUGCCCAUCCGUCGCCGUCUCCAGCUCCAGGAGCAGCGACAGCGCGAGGCUCAGCUGCGUCAGCCCCGUGAAUGGCGUCGCUUCCAUGCCUCUGCCGAUCUGUUUGCUGCUCGCCUUCACCGUCAGAAGGCCGAGGGUCGCCGUCUGCCUGGCGAGUCUCCCACACGGAGACGUCUGCCCCCCAGCCCAGCAUCGUCAGCUUCCCUUUCUUCCGUCUCCUCAGGCAGCUCCUACUGCGCCUCUCCAGCGUCCGUGGCCGAGUCGGAGCGGUACCGCCCGUACCCACCUCGUCGACGUCCCUCGACCCGCAGCCAUGCGUCUGUCUCUUCUCCGCCAGCUUUGCAGGAUGUCCCAGGCCUAUCACGUGCUGAAACGCUUCCCUCACUGAGCUCGCGUGCUUCCAGCAUCGCACCCAGCUCACGGGGCGACACGCCCGCUAGUCUGCGCACCUCCAGCUCGAUAGCCAGUAUGAACGAGGUGCACGUGGUGGAUGGCAGUCGCAGCCCAUCGGUGAGCAACGGCUAUGUCUCGAUGGGCGGCACGAAGGUGGAGGAGCUGUCGCAGCCGAAUAAGAAAGCCCGACACUCCCUGAGUCACGCACACGGACCCGGACAAACCCACCCGGGGUUCGUGGCGCGGUUCCUGGCAUCCGCGGCAGGGUCGUACAUGGGAGGCCGCCGGCAUUAG